AUGUCCGCUCCAACGAUUCCUAGGACGCAGAAGGCCGUCAUUUUCUACGAGAACGGCGGGCCCCUCCAGUACACGGACAUCGAGGUGCCCAAGCCCAAGGCCACGGAGCUGCUGAUCAACGUCAAGUACUCCGGCGUGUGCCACACGGACCUGCACGCGUGGAAGGGCGACUGGCCGCUGCCCACGAAGCUGCCGCUCGUGGGCGGGCACGAGGGCGCGGGCGUGGUGGUCGCCAUGGGCGAGAACGUGCGCGGCUGGAAGAUCGGGGACCUGGCCGGGAUUAAGUGGCUCAACGGCUCGUGCAUGGCGUGCGAGUACUGCGAAAAAAGCAACGAGUCUAACUGCCCGGAGGCGGACCUGUCCGGCUACACGCACGACGGGUCGUUCCAGCAGUACGCCACGGCGGACGCGGUGCAGGCCGCGCACAUCCCGGCCGGGACCGACCUGGCGCAGGUGGCGCCGAUCCUGUGUGCGGGGAUCACCGUGUACAAGGCGCUAAAGUCCGCGAACCUGCGUGCGGGCGACUGGGUCGCGAUCUCGGGCGCGUGCGGCGGGCUGGGGUCGCUGGCCAUCCAGUACGCGACCGCGAUGGGCUACCGCGUGCUCGGCAUUGACGGCGGCGAGGAGAAGGAGCAGCUGUUCCGCCAGCUCGGCGGCGAGGUGUUCAUCGACUUCCGCAAGUCGAAGGACAUCGUGGCCGACGUGGUCAAGGCCACCAACGGCGGCGCGCACGGCGUGAUCAACGUGUCUGUGUCGGAGGCCGCGAUCGAGAGCUCGACCGAGUACGUGCGCUCGAACGGCACGGUUGUGCUGGUCGGCCUGCCCGGUGGGGCCAAAUGUAAGUCCGACGUUUUCAGUCACGUGGUUAAGUCCAUCUCGAUCGUGGGCUCGUACGUCGGCAACCGCGCGGACACGCGCGAGGCGCUGGACUUCUUUGCGCGCGGCCUGGUCAAGUCGCCCAUCCAGGUGGUCGGCCUGUCCGAGUUGCCCCAAAUCUACGAGAAGAUGGAGAAGGGCGCCGUGGUCGGCAGAUACGUCGUCGACACCUCUAUGUAA
Eremothecium gossypii ATCC 10895 is the source of this 1056-nucleotide messenger RNA. Its product is annotated as zinc-dependent alcohol dehydrogenase. Gene Ontology annotation, molecular function: oxidoreductase activity; zinc ion binding. The transcript has a single exon. Lineage: Eukaryota; Fungi; Ascomycota; Saccharomycetes; Saccharomycetales; Saccharomycetaceae. The record is from RefSeq and is marked provisional. Bases 1 to 1056 code for a protein of 351 amino acids.